Molecule: messenger RNA, 1998 nt
Organism: Lasiodiplodia theobromae
Lineage: Eukaryota; Fungi; Ascomycota; Dothideomycetes; Botryosphaeriales; Botryosphaeriaceae
Product: Major facilitator superfamily transporter
Exons: 7
Coding region: 1-1998 (665 amino acids)
Biological process (GO): transmembrane transport
Molecular function (GO): transmembrane transporter activity
Source: RefSeq, a predicted model, not a curated record
AUGCUCGAAGAUCUCGGAAAGCGAGGUCGCCAAAUCAACAAGACGGCCAUAACAGAUUGGCUGUCGCAGACCGCCGAAUGGCAUGGGGCGCCCAUCCAUGCAGGUGGCCUGGUCACUUCGACCGUCCAGUGGGUAUUCGGAAUGGAUGAACCGGGAUUCGUAUUACAAAUCCACAUGCAUUUCGUUCUCCCUGCCGGACCUGAGGCAUGUCACGCUUGUGCCAAAGCUCACCACCUGUCCAACGAGGCCGUGAGUUGCAUCAUGUCGCACUCCAGCAUAGUCGAGAAGCAUGCCUUGGAGGAGACUCCGAUCGACCAGUCUUCAACAACCCAGUCUUCAAAACCCCCAUCCUCCCAAAAUCUCUUCAACAGUCAGUCGACAAUACAACAAUCUCCCGAGAAGGCGGCACCUCCUCCGAAUACCACACUCAAAGAGGAAUCCGACAAUGUUGAUAACGACGGCGAUUAUCCCACCGGCGUCCGCCUUCUGACCGUGAUUGCUGCGCUCAUCCUGGCGAUGCUCCUCGCAGUCAUGGACAUGACCAUCUUGGCCACGGCAAUCCCCCACAUCACAGACCAGUUCCACAGUCUGGACGAUGUCGGGUGGUAUGCAUCCGCCUUUUUCAUGACGGUGGCUUCCUCACAGUCCACCUGGGGAAAGGCAUACAAAUACUUCGAUCUCAAAACCGUGUUUCUCAUCACCAUUGCUCUUUUCGAGUUGGGAAGCUUGAUUUGCGGCGUGGCACAGAACAGCGUCACGUUGAUUGCAGGCCGCGCAGUUACUGGCUAUGGAGCUGCCGGCGUUCUGGCGGGCUGCUACACGAUUGUAGCUUUUGCUGUUCGGCCCGAGCAACGACCUGCUUUCACCGGUGUGCUGGCCGCGACUUACGGGGUAGGCUCCAGUAUCGCACCAGUGAUCGGUGGAGCGUUGGCAGAUAAGGUUUCAUGGAGAUGGUGUUUUUACAUCAAUCUUCCCAUCGGUGGUGUGUCUGUCGCCAUAAUUCUCCUUACCUUCAAGACUCCACCACUCUCGCGAAAUGAAAAGGACAUCGGUGCUCCAUGGUCCGAGAAGCUAAAACAAAUGGACCUAAUCGGAACGUUUACCAUAAUGGCAGCAGUCAUCUGCCUCCUCCUCGCCUUGCAGUGGGGCGGAGUCUCAAAGAGUUGGAGCUCAGCCGACGUCAUUGGCACACUUGUAGGGUUUGGUCUCAUCUCAGGCGCUUUCGUCAUCCUUGAAUACCUCCAGGGAAACCGUGCGCUCUUGGUACCGCACAUUCUCAAAAAGCGUGUUGUCUACGUCGGCUGCCUGGUCAGUUUUUUGCUGGGCGGUGGUGAGUUUACUAUGAUCUACUACAUCCCAAUCUAUUUCCAAUCUAUUCUCGGUGUCUCGGCACAAGAGAGUGGCGUUCGAAAUCUUGCUUUCAUCAUAGCCGUUACAAUAUUCACGGUCGUGUCGGGUGCAGCCAUUACUGCCACCGGCUACUUCACCCCUUUCAUCGUGCUCGGCGCGUCCAUGACAACUGUCGGCUCUGGUCUCAUGUACACCUUUUCCGAGAGCUCGCCGUCCAGCGAAUGGAUUGGCUAUCAAGUUCUUGCCGGCAUCGGCAUAGGGCUGUGCUUUCAAGCACCCAUCAUGGCCAUCCAAGCUCUCGCUGAUCCCGAAGACGUCUCGGCCAGCACUGCCAUGGUGCUCUUCUUCCAGACCAUGGGGGGCGCCUUCAUGGUUUCCGGCGCGCAAUCUGCAUUCACGAACACAUUGGUGAAGAAUCUGGCCACACACGCACCGGGCGUAGAUGUGCAGGCAGUCAUCGAGGCCGGCGCAACGAAUCUGAGGGAGACGUUCAGCGGCGAUGAAUUGGCGGGUAUUUUGACCAGUUACAUGGCUGGUUUGAAGGUUGCUUUUGCGAUAGUCAUUGCGUUGACUGGUGGCGCCACCGUUGCCAGCCUGGCGAUGCCGUGGACUUCUGUUAAGAGUAGGCCUACAGUGGCUCCUUUGUAA